AUGUCAUAUACGGAUCUAAGCGAGGGCGUCGUGUCCGAUGAAGAAGGUGUAGAGACAUUUCUCGCACACCUUCCCUCUAAUACACCCAUUUACUGUUACAACCGGCAGUGUGUUUUGGAAAGCCUCUUCCCUCCGUGGUCGGUCGAGGAUCGUUUCGUCGUCUUGAAACACUUCCCGGCAGACAUACUAGCCAAAAAUGAGGAACAAUUGCCCGGACGCUGCGAUUAUUCGCCUUCACUACAGAUUCUCAUCAUCACAAUGCCUAGUCAGCCACACGAAGAAGCGGCGUCUAGUUUUGAGGUGAUGUUUAUGAUGCUUGCACGAGAGAUGAAAGUCUACAGACGGAUUGCCGCAUGGAGUUCGACUCGUGUGGAUACCCCCGAUCGAAAUAAGCAGGCAGACCGAUCCUGGGGACCAACCCACCUCGGAAGAAGAUUUCCAACGGUAGCAUUGGAGGUUGGCUUUUCAGAGACGACUGCAAAGCUGGAAAAGGACAUUGCUUGGUGGAUUAACGGAUCAAAUGGCCAAGUGAGACUAGGGAUCACUAUUGACAUCCGGCGGAAGUCUCACGACAUUGAAAUUAAAUCUUGGAUUCCAUCAUUCGACCGAUCACGACAGCAUGUCUACGUUACAGCAGGUGGCCGCAAGGUUGUUGACAGACAUAUCAACGAUCCCCCACCGCCUCGAAUGAACCAGAAAAUUUACCUGAGGAGAGGGAAAGAUGGCUCGAGCCCUUCGAUUGAAGGAAUUGCCUUAACUAUACCAUUCCGUGCACUGCUGUUGGAUGACCCUGGAGAAGGCGAGGGUGAUUUCGUGUUUACAGCGGACAUGCUGUUGCAUGACUUAGCAGAACGAAUCUGGUCUGCGAUUGACAACGUCGAAAGCAUCAAGGCCAAGAAGAGUCAUACGUCGUGA
Penicillium brasilianum is the source of this 915-nucleotide messenger RNA. The record is from the annotation of a GenBank genome assembly. Lineage: Eukaryota; Fungi; Ascomycota; Eurotiomycetes; Eurotiales; Aspergillaceae.